Molecule: messenger RNA, 930 nt
Organism: Fusarium pseudograminearum CS3096
Lineage: Eukaryota; Fungi; Ascomycota; Sordariomycetes; Hypocreales; Nectriaceae
Exons: 2
Coding region: 1-930 (309 amino acids)
Biological process (GO): transport
Molecular function (GO): transmembrane transporter activity
Source: RefSeq, a predicted model, not a curated record
AUGUCGGCCGACUUUUGGGCUGGCUAUCUAAGUGGCGCAGUUGGUAUCAUCAUUGGAAACCCCCUCGAUGUCAUCAAAGUACGACGCCAGGCGCAGCAAGCCAGUCCACCGCCAGUCCUGUCUUCUCCUUCGAGGAUAGCAGGAGAAACUUCCGCCACGAGCCAAGGCACAUCAUUCGGCACUCGUUUUCUCAGAUCAUAUACUUCUUUAGUAACUGGAACUGCGGCGCCAAUUCUCGGCUAUGGUGCCCUCAACGCUUUACUUUUUGUUUCUUACAACCGUACCGAAUCAGCGUUGAACAGUGUGUUCUCAACAUCAGAGAAUCUGUGGAACACAUGGAUUGCUGGCUCUGUGGGUGGUCUUGCAACCUGGAUCGUCAGCACGCCCACCGAGCUCAUCAAGUGUAGAGCUCAACUGGCCUCUCCUCCCAUGUCAAGCUUGGCCAUCGCUAGACAAAUCUGGAGGAAUGAAGGUGUUCGCGGACUCUACUUUGGCGGAGCGGUGACUGCUCUGCGAGACAGUAUCGGAUAUGGCUUUUACUUCUGGUCCUAUGAGCUGAGCACUCGUUGGUUAGCCACAAAAGCUGAGGAGCAAACUUCUUUUCAACAGGAAGCCGCCAAGGUCCUUUUCUGUGGAGGAUUGGCUGGUGUGGUAACGUGGGCCAGUGUCUUUCCUCUCGAUGUUAUCAAGACAAGGGUUCAGGCUCAGACGCUCGGUGGCCCAGUCGAGACAUCACCUCUUUUGCAAACGAGCGGGCCUCUACGGACCUCACGAGCAGGUGCUCUGCAAAUUGCGCAAGAAGCUGUCCGGGCAUUCAUCGUCAAUGCCGUUCAAUGGGCUGUCUAUGAAUGGGUCAUGCUUGAGCUUGGGCAUGGACGCAAACAAGCUGUUUUUAACGACUUUAGAGUAGAAAUGGUAGAGGCACUAUAG